GCCGGCGGCGAAGAAAAAAGAUCUACACCCGAUUUUCGAAACUUUAUUCCGUACAACCAACGGGUCCCCCGAAGUUUGAUGGUGGUAUUAGUAUCUACUAGGUGUCUCGGCGUGCUAGGUAAAGGUAAGGCUGUCGAGAUAAUAAUCCGGAUCUGUUCCAUGUUUUCCUGCUCGAUGUUCUACUAUUCCAUGUGCUACUAUUUUGUAUUCGACGACUCUCCGUGUCUACUCUUCUACGAUUCGAGAAGAGACACACAAAGCGAAUCGAGAGCAAACUCUAUUUCUCCUAACCUCCCUCGAGCCUCUCACAGACUCACACCUGUCUCUAGCGUCGCUACCCAGAUCGUAACUUGGAAGUAAGUGAGAAGAACAAUGCUACUCGGACCGGUACUUGUGCCAUCCAACCGCCCUCGCGUCCAAAAUUGGCAGCAGAAUAAGAUUUGCCUCUCCCUUGAUAAGGUUUAUCCCUCCUGCUUUAAGUCCUGAGCUACUUUUGAAAUUUCCUUAUCCGACGGAAUAUGAGCUGAAAAGAGAAAUAUCAAACCACGGCAUUUCGGUUUAAUUUUUUUGGCAUUUAUUAUUAUUUAUUCUUUAUUAUUUCUAAUUCUUCUCGUUGUUAUAACGAUUGUGAAUUGCAACGUUUUAUCGAUCCACACUUGAAUGGGAUUCCUCUACGGUCUAACCAUCCAUCUUUCUUCCAUUUUCACCGUUCCCUUCUCCAUUUCCUCCAUUUCCUCCAUCAUCUCCAUCAUCUCCACCAUCAUCACAUUCAUUUGAUUUUAUAAACCUGUUAAUCUAUCCAUUCGUCCUCGUUUCAUUUCGUCUCCUUUCAUUCUUUUCCCUUCUGCCAUUCAAAACUUCACUCCAAAAUCUUCAUUCACACCGCCCAUUGUCUACUCAGACUUCCGCUGUUCCUUUCCCCGGACAACAAAUUCGUCCUGCAGGGACCUUACGUUUUGGCCCAAUUAUUUGAAUCCUUCAAGACCAUUCAUCGAUCUGCCAAUUCUCUCCAGUACAUCCAUACCCACCACAAUUUCUUCAUCCGGCAGCGACGACAAUGACUCGAAUCCUUCCAGAUGAUGAAUAUUCACCCGCUCAGCAGGCGCGAGUCACACUCAUCAGUCCUGCUACUGCGAGAGGAUGGGACGUUUCAGCAGAUACAUCUAGCACAAACCGCGCUCCCUUUCGCAGAAUGCGUCUUGGAUCCGUUCCUUUAGAGACUGAUAUGUUAGAGCGAAUGUCAGAUCUGUCCGUGAAUGAAGAUUUGGAAGAACCGCUAGAUGCGCGGCGGACAGGAGGUAUCAGAGGUUUAAUUCGACGUGCGUCGGUAUCCUUAAAGAACAGAAAGAGGAGACAUUCGCAUGCUACAGAAGAACGUCCAUCCUCUUCGUCUUCCCCUUGGCACAGACUACGACAAGCUACAAGCUUCAACAGAAAUUCGAGGGUGAUAUCAUCUCACUUCAAUUUUGACGGUCCUGUGGAUUCUUGCUCAGAAUUAGCUUCCCCAACCCCUGGACAUGGCGGCGCACCUCCGAUUAUACCGGCUGGGACUGGUGGAGCCGCGAGAGCUACCGCAGCUGCCCAGAAUCUCUUCAAGAAUCGAAACUUUUUAAGAUCUGAAGACACACAACAGAACGAUAGGGAAAGUGCUAUUGGCAUAGCGGUCAGUACAUUGGCCGACUCGAUACACGCCCAAGACACGUCAAUCAGUCGAGUUGAUUUCAUCGGGAGCCUUCCGAUGGAACUUGCUAUUCAAAUACUAUCUUAUCUGGAUCACAAGUCUUUACGUAGAGUGGAGCAGGUUUCUCGCAAGUGGGCAUUUAUGGCAGGAUCAAAACACGUUUGGCGGGAGACUUUCUUGAGAGAGAAAUCUAGAGCUUAUGCUAUGCCCCAUCCAGUUCUUCCAGGAGUAGGAGAUGGUGUUCCAGCUUUGGACCCUGACACGGAUUGGAAAGAAAUUUAUCGCAUUAGGCAAAAGUUGGACGAGCGAUGGGUUCUUGGCGAAUCAACACCAACUUACCUCCUUGGGCAUACGGACAGUAUUUAUUGUACACAGUUCGACGAACAUAAAAUCAUCACUGGUUCUAGAGAUAGAACGAUUCGUGUGUGGGAUAUCAAAACUUACAAGUGUGUCUUGGUUAUUGGACCUCCAGCUAUUGUGAACAAUCCCGCCCUCUUGACCGCUUCCGAUGGAAGUCUUACACAUUAUGCAACGGGCCCAGUCGAACGAGGUCCAGACGAAUUACGACAACCUGGUAGUAAACCACGAACUGUUUCUUUCCCAAUGCAUCACAACGCAUCGAUCUUGUGUCUUCAGUACGACGAUGAGAUCCUUGUAACUGGUUCAUCUGACGGUACAUGUAUCGUGUACGAUAUUAAGAAAGGAUACGAACCAAUCAUGCGCCUGGAACACCACACUGCAGCUGUACUUGAUCUUGCAUUCGAUGAACGAUACAUCGUUACAUGUUCCAAGGAUGUUAGUAUCUGCAUUUGGGAUCGUCGCUCGGGUCAGUUGAUAAAACAAGUUCGUGGCCAUUCAGGUCCAGUCAAUGCAGUACAAUUGAGGGGAAAUUCCAUUGUAAGCUGCAGUGGAGAUUUCCGAGUCAAGUUAUGGAACAUCGACACAGGCAAGAAUAUUCGAGAAUUCUCGCGCCAUACCAAAGGUCUCGCUUGCAGUCAAUUUUCCGAAGAUUCAAAAUAUAUCGCGUCAGCUGGUAACGAUAAAACUAUUCGUAUCUGGAAUGCCAAUACAGGGGAGUGUUUAAAAUUAAUCAAUGCUCAUGAAAAUCUGGUCCGAUCUUUACAUAUUGAUUCAAUUAGUGGAAGAUUAAUUUCGGGGAGUUAUGAUCAGGAUAUUAAAGUCUGGGAUAUGGAAACGGGAAGUUUGUUGCUGGACUUUCCAAAGUGGCAUGCGAGUUGGGUGUUGGGGGCCAAGAGUGAUUAUAGAAGAAUCGUUAGUACUGGGCAGGAUCCCAAGAUUCUGGUUAUGGACUUUGGAGCUGGAUUAAAGGGGAUUGAGAAGUUGGAGAGUGGACCCAGAAUUGGGAUUUGAGUGUAAUGGGAGAUCGAAGGACGGGGUGUGAUGUUUUGUUGGGAAUGGACUUUAACUUUGGGAUUUCUUUUGGGCGUUGAAAACUGGGAAAUUUUGAAGGAGUUGGUCAAUUCACUGUUUCGUCAUUCGUUAUAGGUUAUCGACAUGAUUAGAAAGGGGAAGGGGAUGGAUGGACUUGCUUUUGAGGUUGGACAUGGAUAGACAUUCUCUGAAAGGGAGAUGAAUAGGUGCUUUGGGAUUGGACAUGGAUCUGGUAUGCAUGGUGAUGGGUUUUAAUAUGGAGGCGUUCAUACACACACAUGGGGGUAUGAAUACCUAGAGCAAAAGGGUAUGCCAAGGAUUCUCGAUAUGAUUGGGAGAUUAGUCCAUUGAUGGAUGGGGAUUGCCCUUUUGGGCAGUAUGCGGGUGCGUGCAUUUAUUAUCAGACACGUUUUUGGGUCGGCUUUUUGGUGCAUAGAAUUACCUUUUCGUUUGAUAGAUGUUAGAGAUGUCUAGAGAUUGAGCAAAAUAUUAGAUAUUUAUGUACCUUUUCUAUUGCAAAGUUAAAGUAUUUGGCGCAGUAUCUUGUGGUGUGUUUAACUUGUGUAUUAUGUCCUAGAUGAGGGAAACAUGGACGACCUGGUGGUUCUGGGACUACUGUUGCAGAGACACAUGCUCGGGAGGGGGGUGAGCUGGAUGUAUGUUUAUUAGGCCUGUCUCACUUGGUAAAACCGAACUACUAGAGUUGAGAGCCCUUUCGGACCUGUUUACACUUCAAUGCUGUAUAACAUCAUCAAUAUUCUCUC
This is a messenger RNA of Botrytis cinerea B05.10, 3837 nucleotides long. RefSeq lists its product as hypothetical. NCBI's taxonomy places the organism in Eukaryota, Fungi, Ascomycota, Leotiomycetes, Helotiales, Sclerotiniaceae. The transcript is spliced from 2 exons. The record is from RefSeq and is a predicted model, not a curated record. The coding region runs from base 1058 to 3052 and encodes 664 amino acids. Gene Ontology annotation, molecular function: protein binding.